CGACUAAAUAUGGCGGAUGUAAUAGUAAACAGUUGAGUUUACCUUCUGUUGUCUUCACAUAACAAAUUUCUGUUACAUUUGAUUAUCUACUGGAACAAAAACAUCUCAUGAUUAUAGCCGGAAAUAUUUCAUUCUUGAUUUUGGUGACAUUAGUAACUGUGAACUCAUCGAAUCAAAAAAAAAAAACUGAUGACUGUAUUAAAUCAAUCAAAUUUUUCAUGAAUGGAGGAUGAAGACAAAGUUUCGGCUGCUUUUUGUUGGAGCAGCGGUGUUUGUAAUUUAUGUAUCCUACAAGAUUUUAGAGCCAGAACUUUAUCGCCUCAAGAAUGCCCGUGGCUUAGGUGUGGACGCUGGGUAUAAUCAGUAUGGCAAUGGUCUAGAUAAAGAUUAUCACAGGGGUGAGUUUCCUAUUGAGGUGCUCCCACCCAAUGGGAGGCAGGAGAGUGUUGUUAUGAAUGCUGUUAAUCAAGACUCAGCGCAACAAAAUAUUUCUGUAACACAGGUUAUCAAAUCCCUGAUAGACAGGUACACACCACAGUACACAUACCAACUCAGUGACUCGCCAUGGAAGGUAGCGGCCAAAUGGGUGGAAGCGCGACAAAUCCUCCCAGUAGAUGACCAGGAAUUGGGCGCUAUCCUCAAUGCCAUGGGGCAAGGCAAGGUCACGUCUGCCGAUGUGGGUCAUAAAGGGACGCAACUCAAACUUACUCUAGUUCUAAACAAUGAACAGAAAGUCAUUUUCAAACCUGCCUGGUACACACGAGAUUACCUGGUCACUGGCACACCCUAUGCUGGACGUGAUCGGCACAAUGCUGAAAUAGCUGCCUUUCACCUGGGCAGAAUCCUGGAACUAAGGAGGACACCUCUAGCUGUGGGCAGGAGGCUGGACAUCAAAAAUGACAUCCAGUCAGUGGCUACUGAGGGCUUGUUGAGCACAUUUUUUAACAAAGAUGGAGAAAGCUGUUUCUAUGGCCGAUGUUUGUAUUGUAAAGGCCCAGAUGAUGGGGUGUGUGCUACCAAUGGCUACAUCGAGGGGACGCUGGUUCUCUGGCUGCCCUCACAGUUCCGCAUGAAAGUACACAAGCACCCCUGGUCUAGGACCUACAGAGAUAGUUUGCAGGCAAAAUGGGAAACAGACAAAGACUAUUGCCAGAAACUAGUGCAGGUGAACCCAACCUUCAGCAGUGGCCCCAGGCUUAUGGACAUCAUUGACACAGCAGUGUUUGACUACCUGAUUGGUAACGCAGACAGGCAUCACUACGAGACGUUUGAAGCCAUGGCCGACAGCAUGUUGAUUAUGUUGGACAAUGGGAAAAGUUUUGGCAACCCAGGAGUUGAUGAGCUAACCAUCCUGGCACCAUUGUACCAGUGCUGCAAAAUUAGGUCCUCUCUCUGGCAGAGGCUGUUGGCCCUCCAAGAUGGCAUCCUCAGUAAAGUCCUGGAAGGAGUUCUCUCCCAUGACCCCAUUGCCCCAGUACUGACCAGGCAGCAUCUAGAGGCCCUGGACAGGCGGCUGGUCACUGUCUUAGAGCAGAUCCAGCUGUGUCUUGACAAGUUUGGUAUUAGUGCAGUUGUCACAGAUUCUUUUGACAAAGGGAGAUAAUAUCUGUACAAUUUUAGACAUUAUUUUUUUUAUAAAGGGAUUUAAUAAAACUUUGUUUUGUAAACAAAGAGUUAAAAUAUAAGUUUAAAAACUUCAAGGCUAAACACCUCGGGUAAUUAAUUUAUGAAUAAAUUAGCAGUUAUUUGCUUUUUUAACAAUGUAGCCAGCAAUAGUUUACACAAAUUGUUACUUUACAUAAAGAAGUUAAACCUCCAUCUUUCAGGAAACGUGUUCAUUCAUAAAACUGUGUUUAUAAUUUUCUAUCAGUGUUUAACUCUAUAAUUCCUACUUGCCUUACAAAUGAUAUCCAGUAUUUUACUGUUACUGCCUCCUUCUCUUCAAUGUUGCCAAAUAUUUGUUAUCACAUUGUUUGCAUUAGUUUUUACCUGAUGAUAUAUUAUUGAAAUUAAAAUAUUUCUUCUAAUGGGUCAUCUAUAAAUGA
Molecule: messenger RNA, 2045 nt
Organism: Physella acuta
Lineage: Eukaryota; Metazoa; Mollusca; Gastropoda; Physidae
Product: glycosaminoglycan xylosylkinase-like
Biological process (GO): protein phosphorylation
Cellular component (GO): Golgi apparatus
Molecular function (GO): phosphotransferase activity, alcohol group as acceptor
Source: RefSeq, a predicted model, not a curated record